Messenger RNA from Panonychus citri (citrus red mite), 4530 nucleotides. RefSeq names its product pyruvate carboxylase, mitochondrial-like (gene PCB). NCBI's taxonomy places the organism in Eukaryota, Metazoa, Arthropoda, Arachnida, Trombidiformes, Tetranychidae. Gene Ontology annotation, molecular function: metal ion binding; pyruvate carboxylase activity; ATP binding. Gene Ontology annotation, cellular component: cytoplasm. Gene Ontology annotation, biological process: gluconeogenesis; pyruvate metabolic process. The record is from RefSeq and is a predicted model, not a curated record.
GAAUCAAAUUGUAAAUAACAAACGAAUUGUUGGUGUUUCUUUUUAGUAAUUAACGUUAAUUAAUUGUGGACAAUUUUAAUCAUGUAUUCAUGUAUCCGAUUAAAUAGAUUGAGAGGAAAAAGUUAUUUGAAACCAUGGCUCAUUAUUCAGAAUAACUGUUAUUCUGACAAAGUCAAUUUGAGGAAAGUUUUGGUGGCCAAUCGAGGUGAGAUCGCUAUACGAGUUUUCAGAGCUCUCAAUGAAUUGGGAAUUCGUUCAGUUGCCGUUUAUUCGGAACAAGAUAAGAUGCACAUGCAUCGACAAAAGGCCGAUGAAGCUUAUCUGAUUGGUCAUAACCUUCCUCCUGUUCAAGCUUAUCUUAAUAUCCCAGAGAUAAUUAAAGUCUGUAAGGAUAAUCAUGUCGAUGCAAUUCAUCCUGGUUACGGGUUUCUCUCUGAGAGAUCUGAUUUUGCUCAAGCCUGUCAGGAUGCUGGAAUUAAAUUUAUCGGGCCCUCUCCUACUGUGAUGGCCAGAAUGGGCGAUAAAGUGGAAGCACGAAAAGCCGCAAUAGCUGCCGGUGUUACAGUUGUUCCAGGUUCUGAUAAUCCGGUGACUCAAGUCGAUGAAGUGAUUAAGUUUGUCAAAGAUCAUGGGCUACCUGUUAUUUUCAAAGCAGCUUAUGGCGGUGGUGGACGGGGUAUGAGGGUGGUAAAGUCUAUGGAUGAGGUGGAAGAAAAUUUCCUCAGAGCAAGUUCAGAAGCAUUGGCUGCUUUUGGUAAUGGAGCCAUGUUCAUUGAGAGAUUCAUUGAGAAACCUCGUCACAUUGAAGUCCAAAUUUUAGGUGAUAAUUAUGGUAAUAUUGUCCAUCUCUACGAAAGAGACUGUUCCGUCCAAAGAAGACACCAAAAAAUUGUAGAAAUCGCCCCAUCACCAAAUCUUGAUCCAAUAAUAAGACAGUCAAUGUUAUCUGAUGCUCUUAAGAUUGCAAGACAUGUCGGUUAUCAAAAUGCUGGUACAGUCGAGUUCCUAUUAGACCAACAAGGAAAUUAUUACUUUAUUGAAGUUAAUGCUCGUCUUCAAGUUGAGCAUACUGUUACUGAGGAAAUCACUGGAGUUGAUUUAGUGCAAUCACAGAUCCGUGUCACGGAAGGAUAUGCUCUCGAUGAACUUAAUCUGCGACAAGAUGAGAUCAAAGUCAAUGGAUGUGCCAUUCAGUGCCGAAUAACAACCGAAGAUCCUGCCAAAAGUUUCCAACCAGAUUCAGGUCGACUUGAAGUAUUUAGAUCUGGUGAAGGUUUUGGAAUACGUUUGGACAGUGCUUCAGCCUACGCUGGUGCCAUUAUCUCACCUUAUUAUGAUUCACUUUUAGUAAAAGUUAUCGCUCAUGCCAAUAAUCUAAAAGCGUCUUCCAAGAAAAUGCUUCGAGCUUUACGAGAAUUUCGAGUUAGAGGAGUAAAAACCAACAUACCUUUUCUUAUCACUUUGGGUCAUCCAAAAUUUGCCGCUGGAACGUGUGACACCUACUUUAUUGAUGACAAUCCACAAUUAUUUGACUUCAGACAAAGUCAAAAUCGAGCUCAAAAAUUGUUAUACUAUUUGUCCAAUGUCAUGGUCAAUGGGCCAAUGACUGCGGUCUCAACCAAACUAAAACCUGCCAAUAUCAUUCCUCAAGUUCCUGAGACCGAAGUUGAUUAUGAACACGUUAAGGGUUGGAAAACUAUUCUCAAAGAAAAAGGCCCUGAGGGCUAUGCCAAAGCUCUGAGAGAGCAUAAAGGUUUACUGCUGAUGGACACCACUUUUAGAGAUGCUCAUCAAUCCCUGUUAGCAACUAGAGUUCGAACCCAUGACUUACUACGAAUUUCACCUUACGUUUCUCAAAAUUUGAAUACUUUGGCCAUCCUGGAGAACUGGGGUGGUGCAACUUUCGAUGUUGGAAUGAGAUUCCUUCAUGAAGAUCCAUGGGAAAGAUUAGUUAAAAUGCGACAACUUAUUCCUAACAUUCCUUUUCAAAUGUUACUUCGAGGUGCCAAUGCGGUUGGGUACACAUCUUAUCCAGAUAAUUUGGUCUACAGAUUUUGUGAGGCAGCUAAACAAAGUGGAAUGGACAUUUUCCGUGUUUUCGAUUCAUUAAAUUACUUGCCCAAUAUUUUCAUUGGUAUGGAAGCGGCGGGUUCGGCUGGUGGAGUAGUUGAAGGUGCAAUAUCUUAUACUGGUGACGUUUCUAAUCCUGCAAAGAAAAAGUAUAAUCUCGAUUACUACUUGAAACUAUCAGACGAAAUUGUUAAGGCUGGAACACACAUUUUGUGUAUUAAAGACAUGGCCGGUCUUUUGAAACCUCAAGCCGCUAAAAUGUUGGUCACCGCUCUUCGUGAUCGCCAUCCUGAUGUUCCCCUUCAUAUUCACACCCAUGAUACUGCUGGUGCAGGAAUUGCCUCUUUAUUGGCUUGUGCGGAAGCAGGGGCUGAUAUCGUCGAUGUUGCCGUUGAUUCCAUGUCAGGAAUGACCUCACAACCAAGUAUGGGAGCUCUCGUGGCCUCGCUCCAAGGAACACCUUUGGACACUGGGAUCACUUUGAAUAAUGUUAGUCAAUAUUCAGCUUAUUGGGAACAAACGAGAACACUUUAUGCUCCGUUCGAAUGUGCUGUCACCAUGAAAAGUGGUAAUGCCGACGUUUACGAAAAUGAAAUACCUGGUGGUCAAUAUACUAAUUUACAAUUCCAAGCUUAUUCACUUGGUUUAGAAGAUCAAUUUGAGAAGAUUAAAAAAGCCUACAAAGAAGCUAAUUUACUUCUCGGCGAUAUCAUCAAAGUUACUCCUUCAUCAAAAGUUGUCGGUGAUUUAGCACAGUUCAUGGUCCAGAAUAAACUGAAUGCUAAGGAAGUUGAAGAGAAAGCAGGUGAAUUGAGUUUCCCAAGUUCAGUUGUUGAAUUUAUGCAAGGAUUUAUUGGUGAACCUUAUGGCGGUUUCCCUGAACCUCUUCGUUCAAAAAUUCUUAAAGGACUGAACCCGAUUACUGGUCGACCUGGUGAGCAUUUAACUCCAUUGAACUUUGUUCAACUCAAGGAUCAAUUAUCAGAGAAACAUGGAACUCCAAUUAGUGAUACUGACGUAAUUAGUUCAGCUUUGUAUCCCAAAGUUACCGAUGAUUUUAUCUCAUUCAGAAAUGAAUUUGGUCCUGUUAGUCUUUUAGACACUAGAAUCUUUCUUGAAGGUCCUCGUGUCGGAGAAGAGUUCGAGGUUAUCAUAGAAAAAGGUAAAACUCUACAUAUAAGAACUCUGGCUGUUUCCGAGACUCUCAAUAAACAGGGAAUGCGUGAAGUGUUUUUCGAGCUCAACGGUCAAUUACGAACAGUUUUAGUCAAGGAUAAAUCUGUUUCUGAGGAAAUUGUAGCAAAUCCAAAAGCUCAGAAAGGAGCAAAGGAUCAAAUCGGUGCUCCGAUGCCUGGAACUGUCAUUUCACUUAAAGUAUCCGAAGGAGAUAAAGUGGGCAAAGGGGAACCUUUACUUGUCCUUAGUGCCAUGAAAAUGGAGAUGGUAGUUCAAUCACCGAUAGCAGGAAAAGUUCGCAGAAUUCUUGCCCAAAAAGACAUGAAAUUGGAAGCAGGAGACUUACUCAUGGAAAUUGACCCAAUCGAUGAGUAGAAGCCAAAGUCAUUCAUGAGUUUAAAUUGUUUUUAGAUCCAAUGACUCUCGAUGUUGACUGAGUUGAUCAAAGUAAUGCUUAAGUCGAAUCGACGAUUAGAAAUCAUUUCAUGUGAUGAAAUUGAUUACCAAUCAAAGUGAUCACAUCAAUAUAAUAUCUCGUCCAAUAUCACAGAUAGUUGAGUAUCGAUCAAGGUUAACAAUCAGAUGCUCAUUUUCCGUUUAAUUAGUAUUUUUAUUAGAUUUUCAAUACAACAUUUAUAACAAAGUUUUUUAGAUGAAAAUUUAUAUGAAAUCUAAAAGCUUCCAAUUUAAUCAACAAUCAGCCUCUCUAUCAUGUUAAUCAGUGAGAAUAGAUUUUACUUAUAUUAGAUAAUAUCUAAUGAAACUAAAUUGUUUUUUAUAAUCUUAUCAUCACAAUCAUAAUUACCUUCAUCUUUGAUAAGAUUGUUAAUUGAUUUCUGUUUUCAUCUAACUCAAACCAAUUCUAUUGGUCCUACAAUUAACUUUUAUGAUCUUUUUGUUAUGAUUUUCAUUCAACUAAUUUUUUUGUUUCAAAUUGUCUUAAAUUGCCAUAGAUUUUAUCUAAACAAUCAAAUCCAAAAUUAUUUCAUUGUUGUUUUUUGAUGCAAUCUGAUUCAGUGAAAAAAGUCAAAAAGUAACUGAAUCAACAUAAUCAACAUUGUGAUUAAACAAAAGUCUUUCAUGUUUUCUUAAAUUGUUAAAGAAAUGAGCUUUUUUCUACUGAAAUUAACCUGGUUAACCUUUAUCAAGAUUAAUAAUCAAUUUUACAAUUAACGUGAUUCUAUCCCAACAAAAGUAAUAUGUUGAUCAAAUUGUUCAAGAAAAAAUCAAUCUUUUUACAUUUUAUUAGUUACCAAAGUACAAUAAACAGAUAAUUGCAUUUAA